AUACAGCAGCCAUUGCUUCAGUUCCUAGGGAAGUUAGAAAUUUCCUCAAGUUUCUAGUGCUUGUGUUUUUGAUACCUGAGUGACUUGAAUCGCAGUCAAUUUCAAAAUGGUAGUUUUGUAAAACUAAUCGUUGAGUGCCCUACAUUUGAGUGGGACCUGCAAGUUACAAGCGUUUACAAACAAAAGACAGUGAAAGAUGAUCUGUUAUGAUACCAGUAAAUUUUCACUUGUGAGUGGCUGGAGUAUCUACAUGUCCUUGCCAACCUUUCCCUUAUGUUUCUGACUGUACAUGACAUGUACAUGUUGACACGAGAGGUGUGGUGUACAAGCCAACAAGGUUUCUUGAUGUAGGACUACAUGUAGAAACUGCAAAGAGUAACUAUUUUUGAAGGGUGAUUUGGAUAUACUGCACGUUUAUAUCUAGAUGGAAUCAUGUCGUGAGAGCUUUUAAUACAAUAGACCUUCAAAUGAACGGAUGUGAAUUAUAAUCUGAGAAAUGACUGGAUUAUAAGACGAAAUGUGGUAAUGUCUAGUUUGGCUGACAAAUAGACAACUGUGUGAAAGAAUCAUCACUUUCUUCAUGAUUUGGAGGAGUAUACAGAACUGAUCGAUAAUUGCCUCUUCUUUGAAAACUUUUGAUAUUAUGCAGCUGUUCUGAAUUGGUUUCAAAAAUAUAUUGUUUGUGAAACAACAUAGAAAAAGAGAAUAUAUUAAAAGCGUUUGCAAGAGAUUUAUUGAAAGAUCAGAAAUGGGGAAUAUACAGGAGCAGAUGUACUAUGGGGAGGGUGCCGGUGAUGGUGAUAAGCGGAGCAUGUCCAGGCAGGGCAGCAAGAAGCAGCUACCCCAGGUCCCCCAACAGGAGGGGGGCAUGACCCCGCCCAGACCUACCUCUGCUAUCCCACCCCAAGAUCACAACAGUUCCAUGGCAGGAUAUGGACAAUUCUUCUUAGAAUAUGCCUUAUUAGCUGAAUAUAACCAACUUCACAAGCAGAAGUUACCUGGUGUAUAUGUCAUACCUUCAGCUAAAUCACCUCUCCAUUGGUUUGGUGUGUUAUUCAUCAGACAAGGUCUCUACCAGGAAGGUGUCUUUAAGUUUGAUCUUCUCAUUCCAGAAAACUACCCAGACGGCGAUUGCCCUAGGUUAAUAUUCCAUCCAGCCGUAUUCCAUCCCAUCAUAGACCCAAUCAGUGGAGAGUUAGACGUCAAGAGGGCCUUCACUAAAUGGAAAAGGAAUAUUAACCAUCUGUGGCAGGUGUUGCUCUACGCUAGACGGGUCUUCUACAAGAUAGAUACCAAGUCACCACUCAACCAGGAAGCUGCAACAUUAUAUGAAGAGGACUGUGAUAUGUUUAAGUCCAGAGUAUGUGACACGGUGGAGCUGAGUAAGUUGAAGCGAUACGACCCUCCGUACUCAGAUGACCCUCAUGCUAUUAAGUUUAGUCGCUGGGACGAGAGCAAACAUGGAGAGACGUUACGAACCAUCACAACGCCUAAGAUUCCUCAAGAGGUCGAUGUCAACAAGAACGCACAGACCUCAGGCUUAUCUUGGAUCAAACCGGGAAAUAUUCAAAUAUUCAGCAAAGACUGACAGUACUCAAAGAGUCAACCUUGAUAUGUUGUGAAUGUAAUACAUGGCUCUAUGUCAGCCAAAAUGAGUUAACUGUUUCAUGAAUGAACUGGCGGACAACGAAUCACUUUAUAUUAGUAGUAAAUAUGUCAUUAGUUGUAUGUUAAUAUGCAUUUGGAUCACUAUUAGCUGCAUUUAGAUUCUAAGCUUCGACAUGACUGAAUAUGUAGACUAGUCAAGAUUCUAGAAGACUGAAUUUGUAGACUAGUCAAGAUUCUAGAAGAGAAGUAUAUUUGAUCUUUGUGCCUUUUGAUUGAGAAAUGAUUUGCUGAUCACAUGCAGCCAUAUGAUUUCACCAAUGCUUGCCUGUUGACCUGUUGCUGUGUUAAAGCAUCUUGGUUUAUGUGUGCAUACGUACCUCUCUGUAAAUAUAUUGGCCAUCCACCAACCACCAACAGGUUUUCAAAGUACAUUCAAAUUGAAAUCCCUUAUCAUCAAGAGUUGUUCUUACAUGAAUUCCUAAACGGUUGCUCUAACAAUCCUAGACUUGAUAUUCUUGUCAUAAAUGAAAUGUAAAAUUUAUCAUUUUUAACUAUUUCAACUUUAAUCAUAUCCAGAUUUGAAAUUUGUCUCAAUUUAAAGCAAGUUUGAAUGUUUUGUGUAACAGUGGAAUGCAUUUCUGCCCCAUUGACUGUUAUUAUACCACACAGUGGCAUUAUCAAAUUGAUAAAGAUCAUAUUUAUUGAUACUUCUUUUAUUACAUAAUUUUAAUAAUGAUAAUAAUAAUAAUUAUAAUAAUAAUGAUAAUAAUAAUUAUAAUAAUAAUAGUAAUGACUAAUGAUAAUAAUAAUGAUAAUAAUAAUAAAUGGAUUUAUAUAGCACCUUUUCCAGAGGAUACAAGGUGCUGUCCCUAAAAAUAAGGACAUAUACGUGUAAAAUAUUGUAGAGGUACUGGUACAUGUAUGUUUUCAGAUGUUUUUGAAGAAGUCAAGUGAAGUACUAUUUCUCAAAAAUAAAUAAAGGAACCCCUCUAAGUCAAUUCUGACCUUUUGUAAGUUGAAGUAGAUUUUUUAGUCCAAGAAGUAAAAAGUAUCUGAAAUAAUCUAUAAGCAUGUCUGUCCAUUUUGUCAUUUAUUUCCAUUCUUACCAUUUUCCUAUUAAAAUACAAGUGAGUCAAAAUUGUAGUAGAUAUAUGUAUGUAAAUGAGGGCUUGAUUCUAGCCGUGUCUCAGAAAGGUAUAGUAGUAGACGCUUCGGAAUUAUGUAGAUAGAUAUGAUUGUGUGCUAUAUUUUCUUUUUCAAAGUUUAAAGUCAUUGAAUGCAGUUACAUUAUGAAUAGCCUUACAAUAGAGAUAUCAUCUUGAUCUUAUUGUUAAUUUAUUAAUCUAUCAUAAUGAAUAUUUGUUGAUAUAUUCACAUUUUCUGGUUGACAAUAUAUUUUUGCAUUUGUGAGAUAUAUAUUUAUCUGUAUAUCUUGUCAGUAUGAUGUAUAUAAUUAUUUGAGAGAUUUAAGCGAGAGCUUUCCCAUGUGAUUUCUGUAUGUUAUGUAAUCUGUGCACGUAUAAAAAGUGAACUUAUAUUUCCAAGGAAACAGAAAAUGAUAUCAAGCUAGUGUUAGAUGAUACAUGUACAUUCAUUUUGGUGGUAAAUAAUUAUGUUGGGUCAGCAGCUCACUCAUAUGGGUAAUCCCAUAAAUUAGGGACCCCCUAUGGAACAAUUUUGGUGUCCAUGGUACAUAAGGAACCCACACGUAUUUACUAUUUGUGGCUCUGAGUAAAGACUUAAAUAGUGGAAUGAGAUUGUAAAGUGUACCUAGUGAAGUGAUUUCCAAGCAUAAUAUUGCAUCCUCAUACCUAGAAUCACUCAACAACCAUACUCCACUAUUUAAGUCUUUACUCAGAGCCACAAAUAUGUGUGGGAUCCUUAUGUAAUGGGGACACCAACAAAUCACAAAGUGGGUCCCUAAUUCAUGGAAUACCUCAUAUAAUUAUGUGACAUUGUCUGAAAAAUGUAUAGAAUGUGCAUGGAUAUAGUGUCAAUGUAGGGUCUGAACUAUUUGUGCCCUAGACUACCCAUGAACAUUCAUGUAAUCUGUUCCUUUCAGCUUGUAUCUGGAAAAAUUAGGUUAGGUUCCAGGCAUUGAGUACUUAAGUUCCCAAAUAGAGUCUAUGACUGCAGGCUUGCAUCAAAUCUAUACCAAAUAUAUGUUAAAGACAUGAUAAAUAGUUUUUCUGUUACAAAAGUUGGGUAAAAUAUGAAUCAACUUAAUAUCCAAAUCUGUCAUACUGAUGGUGAACAAUCAUCAAAAUAGCAAUAUGUAUGUAAGUGGCAAAUCAUGCAGGAUGCUGAUUAUAGCUGCUCUUCUUCUCCUUUAGAAGUCUCAAAAUAGUUUUAUUCCGGCAAUUGCAUUUCUCAUCAUUAUUAAUCUACUUGUUAUAUUUUUCUUCAGCAAAGAUUACUUCAAUUGUGUAUCUAUGUCUGUAUCUAUCUCUGUUUUCACAUCUUUAAAUCAAAGGCUAACAACCAUGUUAAGUUAUCAGUUUCUCAAAGAACAUACCACACUAUUGUGUUUUUAUUUUAUUAUAGCUAAUUUUUUUUGUAAUGCUUUUUUUACCGCUGGUGAAGAGAAAUAUAUCUGGUACUCUUUUUAACACAUGAGUACUUGAUACUUGACAUCUUAUGAUGGUUAUAUUUAGGUUGCUUGAUCCUUCUAUUUAGGCUUCCUAAAAAUUCUAGGCAUUUUGUCACUUCUAGAAAAGAAAAAAAAGUCUGCAAAGGAAAGUUAAUGUGCAGAUUUAUUUUUUGAAGAUUUGUCAAUUGAAUGUAAAUGUUUAUUAUUGUUUGUGUGCAAUUUUUAAGGAGUCAAUAAAAAUUGAAGAAA
Molecule: messenger RNA, 4447 nt
Organism: Strongylocentrotus purpuratus (purple sea urchin)
Lineage: Eukaryota; Metazoa; Echinodermata; Echinoidea; Camarodonta; Strongylocentrotidae
Gene: aktip
Product: AKT-interacting protein
Exons: 7
Coding region: 749-1588 (279 amino acids)
Source: RefSeq, a predicted model, not a curated record